AUGCUUUGCCGCCCUGUUCAAAGUGCCAAAUGGAGCAUUGUCAGUGUCCGCGACCCGAUCUGCGGGACAUGGGUGGCUAUCGUUCCUGUCUCAGCUGCGGUUCGCAGGGUAAGCCAGACGCCCCCAACAACCAUACUUCCCGCCGACGAGGCUGACAUGGACUCCGACGAGAAAGUGACGAUACGUCCAACCUCAAGUCAAGACCCUUUCCGCUAUCAACAGUUGAAUGAUGCGUCCGAGUUCCGGUUGCUUCGUCUCUUUCCCGGGUCGCCUGGUGACAAGCUUGGAUGCGACAUCUUCCACGUGAACCUCCGACAACUCCCGCGAUACGAAGCUGUGUCAUACACGUGGGGGAACGACCGUCUCUGUCAAGAGCUGUACUCAACAAAGGGGCUGAUCAAAAUCACGGACAACUGUGCACAUGCUCUGACAGCCUUGAGGUAUCCCGAAGACGAGCGAGUCCUCUGGAUAGAUUGCGUCUGCAUCGCGCAGGCAGACAAGCAAGAGAAGAAUCACCAAAUCCCACUGAUGCCCCAGAUAUAUGCUGGAGCGAAGUGUGUACUGAUACACCUCCAUCACAUGGACACCUCGGGCAACACCGAAAGGCUUUUAGACCUACUGCGCAAGCGCACGACUGCGUCUGCCUGCAGGACACAUCGGAAACAAAUGGCUAAGCUACUAUCUCUACCAUGGUUUUCCCGGAUUUGGGUUCUACAAGAAGUUGUUGCCGCCAGCAGGGCUAUCAUCGUUAUUGGUACGGAAUCUCUGAACUGGCAAUACCUAUCGAUUGCGAACAUUCAAGCAGUCGGCUUAGGCUCAACCGACCUGAGGAAGAGGGUUCCUCCGGUCCUCUUGCUGUCGGACGCUGAUACGAAACCCCUGAAAGACCAUGCCUCACUCCUUGCAAUGGCCCGCAGCUGUUUAUCCGGUGACCCUCUGGACAGAAUCUAUGCUCUACUCGGCCUGGUCGACGAAAGAGCUGGCAUCAACGUGACACCCGACUAUAACAAAUCGGCUCGGGAACUUUACACUGAUGUCACCCUUCAGUUUCUUAGAAAAGACAACUGCUUGGACUUCCUAUCUGAUACUGGCCAACCCAAAAUAGCUGGACUUGGUCCAGACGCUGUUUCGACGUUCCCGGAUGCUAGAGACAUGGAAUUGGAAUUUCUGAGAGCGGUUCAACCAUUCCAUGAUGAAUUGAUGAAGACCCCCUCUACUUUACGCUCGAGUAAACAGUGCCGCACUUCUAGAAUGCGAACCUGGAGACUUCUUUGGGAAAAAAUUGACUCCCGUAUCACAAACUACGUCGACAAGUCGGCUUUCAAAUCCAUCGUAUUUGAAGAUUGGGUGCGAUUCUUCAAUGACAUGCGAGCAGGAUUUGAAAAAGCCUUUUCGGUGUUCAAUAAAAUGACUUAUGAUCCGGACCCAGAGUUAGAUAGGAUACUCAGACGGAGAUACUACAGACAAUCGGUGGAGAGGAUCAGGUUGCUUGAGGCUAAUCAUAUCUAUUCGUUGAAAAAGGAGGUACUUGAAGCGAUCAUGGAGAAGCACGGGACGCUUCUUGUUCCAGAGUACCUUUUUGGGCGCACCAAGUCGCCACAGGAAAACGCCGAGGGGCUGGAUGAUGAAGACUUGGCUUUGCCGUCCUGGGUACUUGAUUUCCGCCAUCAUGCACGCAUUUCGUCCUUCGCCCGCUGCAAACCGGAUAAAUUUUCAACAGGACCGGUUGCACGUUUCCAGCCAAGCACUAGCGAUUAUCCAAAGCCUUCUCUGCAGGUCAUGGCCGUAUUCGUUGACAAAGUCUCAAGUACACAUCGCAAACCUGGCGAAAGAAUCCAAUUGUGGCACACUUCUUUCUUAUUUGAGGGGGAAGUGGACGUCCCGUACUCAACCUUCCAGCAGGACUUUGCGCAGGACCUGAGCAAAGUGGGACAUGGCGCUACUUUGGAAACCAUACGAGCAUUUGCAGCCGGACGGAAAGUAGCGCUAACGGAGAGGUCCCUUGCAAUUCUUCCAGCAAACUUCAGAGUCGGCGAUAUCAUCGCUGUGGUGUUUGGUAGCACUGUACCAUACCUACUCCGGCGCAGAACUUCCGAAGCCGACAGAUUCGAGGUGCUUGGCGAAUGCUACCUGCAUGGCAUCAAAGGACCAAAAUGCGCCCCGGAUUACGCAGACCUUCUCGGAUGCUUCAAAGGUUGUGUUUUGGAGGAAGCGGGACGGGCUGAAUUGCCGUGGAGAACAAUUUUCUUGGAGUAA
Messenger RNA from Diplodia corticola, 2256 nucleotides. RefSeq names its product heterokaryon incompatibility protein or allele. NCBI's taxonomy places the organism in Eukaryota, Fungi, Ascomycota, Dothideomycetes, Botryosphaeriales, Botryosphaeriaceae. The record is from RefSeq and is a predicted model, not a curated record. Bases 1 to 2256 code for a protein of 751 amino acids. The transcript has a single exon.